AUGCGACAACUAUUAUUAUUACGUCGUUCACUAAUAUCUGUACGAUUUUCUUCGUAUUCGGUAUCACCUCAAGCAACAAUUGCUCAUGAUGGACCGAAUCCACCUACACUCACAGAAAAUGUUGAUAUUACAAUAGCUGGUGGGGGGCUAGUUGGAAGUGCUAUGGCACUUGCUUUUGCUUCAUCUCCUCUAUUCAAAAGUCAUAAAAUAGUUCUUCUGGAAUCUCAAUCGAAACUUCCACAAGUUUCUAAAAAUAAACCAUAUAGUAAUCGUGUUUGUGCUCUUAAUGCUCAAUCAAUAAAUUUAUUUCAAAAACUUGGAGCAUGGGAUUUAAUGAAAUCUAUACGUGUUCAAAAAGUAGCUCGAAUGCAGGAACAUCAACCAGAUAAUGAUUCUCUUGCUUAUAUCGUUGAAAAUGAUGUUAUACAAUCUUGUUUACUUGAUCGAUUAAAACAAUUUAAUAUUGAACCAAGACUUAAUUCAAAAGUUAAAAAUUUUGAAUAUGAAGAAAAUUCUAUUCGAAUUCAAUUGCAAGAUGAAAAAAUUAAUCUUCGAACGGGAUUAUUAAUUGCAGCUGAUGGUUAUCAAUCAAGUAUUCGAGAAAUGGCACGAAUUUCAACCAUGCAAUGGGAUUAUAGUCAAUAUGGUGUUGUUGCUACACUUCAAUUAGCCGAUAAUAUGCCAGAUAAUGUUGUUGCUUGGCAACGAUUUUUACCUACAGGUCCAAUAGCUUGUUUACCAUUAAGCAAUACACAUAGUUCACUUGUAUGGACUGUACCAAAAUCUAUGCAUAAAACACUAAUGCAACUAUCAGAUGAGCAGUUUGUUGAUGAAAUUAACAAAGCAUUUACAUCUGAUGCUCAUAAACAGAAUGGAAUUAUUUCAAUAACAGAACGUAUUCGAUCAUAUUGGCAACAACUAAUUCCAGUUUCACCAACAACAUUUCAAUAUCCACCAGUUGUAAUCAAUAUUGAACCAAGAUCACGAGCAGCUUUUCCAUUAACACUUCUCAAUGCUAAUCAAUAUGCUCGUCCCCGUUUAGUACUUAUCGGGGACUCUGCUCAUCGUAUUCAUCCAAUGGCUGGUCAAGGAGUAAAUAUGGGUUUCGGUGACGUACUAUGCCUUAUUAAUAUACUUGAACAAGCUGUUCGAGAUGGUGCUGAUUUUAAUUCUUUGACAUAUCUUGUUGAUUAUGAACGUCAACGACAAUUACAAUGCUUAGCAAGAUUAUUAUCUAUAGAUUCAUUAAAUCGUCUUUAUUCAACAAAUUUUUCACCUACUGUUGCACUUCGAAGUGUUGGUCUUAGUUUUGUUAAUGAAUUUUUACCAUUAAAAAAAUUCUUCGCAAAACAAGCAGCUUCCAGAUCUUAA
Messenger RNA from Rotaria sp. Silwood1, 1371 nucleotides. Lineage: Eukaryota; Metazoa; Rotifera; Eurotatoria; Philodinida; Philodinidae. The record is from the annotation of a GenBank genome assembly.